UUUGACUCUUCAGUGUUAGAAGAUAAAAAAGAACGAAUGGCACAAACACUUCUAAAAAAGAAACACAUUAAAUUUUUUGAAAGAUGUCUUCAGAUUCUGCCCUCUCGCUACUGUUCUCUGGACAACAACAGAAUGACCGUAGGAUUUUUUGGAAUCUCUGGAUUGGAUAUGCUGGACUCACUUGAGGUUCUAGAAAGUGACAAAGAAAAUAUUAUAAAUUGGAUAUACUCCCUGCAACUUCUACCAGAUGAUGAUGAUAGUAAUAUACACCAGUGUGGCUUUAGAGGCUCUACAACAUUAGGAAAUCCAUUCAAGGCUGAAGAGGCAAGAAAACAUCCAAUUCCACUUGACUCAGGACAUAUUGCCAAUACAUACACAGCUUUGUUGUCAUUGAUUAUAUUAGGGAAUGAUUUGUCAGGUGUAGACAAGAGAUCUGUCACUACAGGACUAAGAUAUCUACAGCAAGAGGAUGGAAGUUUCUGUUGUGUUCCAGAAGGCAGUGAGAAUGACAUGAGAUUUGUUUAUUGUGCCUGCUGUAUAAGUUUUAUAUUAGAUGACUGGACAGGUGUUAAUAAAGACAGAGCUGUUCAAUUCAUUAAAAAUAGUAUGUCCUAUGAGGGAGGUAUUGGUCAAGGACCCGGUACAGAAGCUCAUGGUGGAUCAACAUUUUGUGCAAUAGCAGCACUAGUUUUAAUGGACAAACUGUAUGAAGCUUUUAAUGAAAAGGAAAUAAAACGUUUAAAACGAUGGUGUAUUAGUAGACAACAGACAGGAUUUCAGGGACGACCAAAUAAACCUGUCGAUACUUGUUACUCAUUCUGGGUUGGUGCAACAUUAAAGCUUUUAGAUAUGUUUGAAUUAACUGACAAAGGUUUCAAUAGAGGUUAUAUGUUAGAAACACAAAACAGUAUAACAGGAGGGUUUGCUAAAUGGCCAGAUCACACACCAGAUGCUCUCCACGCCUAUUUUGGAGUAUGUGGUAUGUCCUUGGUAGGAGAAGAGGGUAUACAACCAAUGCAUCCUGCACUUAAUAUAAGUCAGAGAGCAGCAGACCAUCUAGAAAACAUCCAUAAAUUAUGGCGAUCCAAGUCAUGAUAAUCAGUACUCUUAGGAAACAAGUUUUAACUAUAGCAUCUUAAUCUCCAUCUGAUUAAUGCACUAACCAUUAUUUAUUUUUAUGUUCUCAUAUUAUGAUAUGUAAGUCAGAAGAAUGCAUAGUAGCCACUGUUAUCUUCUUAUAAAUACCAUGUCUUUUUUAUGCUCUAGAAUAUUGUGUUUAAAUUAUGCUAUUUGACAUUUGCAUCUAUAGUAAGCUAAUUUUAAAAGCAAUAUUGACAUGAACUUGUGCCAAAAUUUCAAAAUACAAAAUCAAUGGAAUACCUCGAGUUGUAUUUAAAAAAAAUUCCAAACUUUUAAGGUUUAUCAUAGUAGUCUAUUUGUUCAUUUUUGAACUCUCUCUUAUAAUUUUAGUAUGUUAUCAAAAACAUUUUUUUGAUAUCUAUAAACAUAACAUCUCAUAUUUGUAUUUCCUUAACAGCAGCAGAACCUUGAUAUUCAUCAACGAUGUUCAAAGGAGUAUGCUGGAAAAAGCACUAAAUGGCCUCUAUUUCUAGCCUAACAUUUCAAUUGAUUUUCUUUUCAUGACUUCACAAAUAAUACAUACUUUGAUUUUCCAUUAAAAUUCAAAGAAAACAGUAUAAUUUUUCAUGUUUUUUUUAACUGGAUACAAAAAGGGCCUUUAAUAUAUUGUUUGUUAUAAAAUUUCAUGUAUUGAUAUUUGAAUUGAAUAUUUAGUUUGUCAAGAGCCUUUGCUCUCUGUUUCCUAGAACUAACUGAGUUUAUAGUAAGUUUAAUUGUUUAAGAGACUUUUAGAUUGGUGCAAAGAAGUACAAAAAUAUAUACUGUAAAUUCUGAAAUUAUUGCAAGGUUUUUAUUAUUGCGAAAAAUGCAAACACAAUAAUUUGAACUCGCAUUAUCAAAAAUUUUGUAUGAAUCAAACAGGAUUUUUCUGAAAUUCAUAAAAAUCAAAAUCGCAUUUAAGUCUAAAAUGACAAAAUCGCAAUAAUUUCUGAAUUUACAGUAUUGAAUUUAUAUUUGUUGGAAUAUUUAAGCAUAAUUGGAAUGAAUUUGAUUUGAAAUGUAAUGUAGUUGACAUGUUUUUCAAAGGUUAAAUAGUUUGAGGAGUAAUGUAGUUAACACAGAGGGCAACAUAUACAUUAUGCAAGGGUCAAGCAGUUGCAUAAUAAGUUAAGACUGUGUGAUAUACACCAGUCUUUGAAGAAAACAAUAAAUCUUCUCUAUUUGUUGUAGACGUGGUCUAACCUUUUAACAUGAGUAAGCAGGUGCCCUUCUGCAGCACUUGCUUUAACUUGAAUAAAUAUUCCUCAUACUUUCCUAUGCUCAUGAUUUUUAGAUCAGUUUUUUUCUUCUGUACACUGUCAUUGAUUUGCAUGUGCUAUAUAAUUUUAUCAGAAUAAGAUAUAUGUUUACAAUUAUAAAGAACACACUCACCAGAUAUUUAAUAACCAAUUUGUGAUAAAAAUUGACAAACUUUUGUAGUUGAUUAUUGUAAUCCAGAUUCAUUAAUUUGUGAUUUUGCUUUCUGAAAUAGGCAACUGAAGUAUUCUUUAGCUCAAAACAAGUGAAACAACUGUGAUAUCAUUUUCUUUUGGUGUUUACUGCUGCUACUUGGGGGUUUCAACCUGAAACAAUAGAACAGUGCCAAGUUACUAACUUUUAAGAAUUGCAAGUACAAGUAUCUUCAUAACUAUAUGUUUCAGCCAAUUGAAAAUAAAAUGUUAGUUCAAAUACUGUUCUGUGAUUUGGACUCAUUUAGACAAAGAUCUUACAAAUAGACAAUCCAUUGUUUCUACCUGUAACAUUCACUGAUUAACGAAUUUUGAACUACCCAGUGUCCAUUGAUGUUUUUAUGACUAUGAUGAGAAGAUUGGAUCACAAAAAAGGGAAAGACGAGAUGCUGUGUGUCUUAACUUUUUAAUAAAUGGUGAAACAAGUUUCUUUUAAAUGAUGCACGAUUGAAAGUAGGGCAAAUCUGUAGAUUAACAUGAUAUAUAAGGAAUGUUCCUUUGUUUGUUAAAUAAAACACUGUUUAGUUUUUCUUCAUGCUUAUCCCUGUAUGAAAUAAACCUUCCAUCUAUCAAGCAUAUAUUUGUAAUUUUUAUUCUAAUAAUAAAAGUGUUUAUGGA
Messenger RNA from Mytilus trossulus (common blue mussel), 3206 nucleotides. RefSeq names its product geranylgeranyl transferase type-1 subunit beta-like. Gene Ontology annotation, cellular component: CAAX-protein geranylgeranyltransferase complex. Lineage: Eukaryota; Metazoa; Mollusca; Bivalvia; Mytilida; Mytilidae. Gene Ontology annotation, biological process: protein geranylgeranylation. The transcript is spliced from 9 exons. The coding region runs from base 37 to 1095 and encodes 352 amino acids. The record is from RefSeq and is a predicted model, not a curated record. Gene Ontology annotation, molecular function: CAAX-protein geranylgeranyltransferase activity.